Esox lucius (northern pike) is the source of this 1124-nucleotide messenger RNA. RefSeq names its product BCL2 interacting protein 1b (gene bnip1b). Gene Ontology annotation, biological process: retrograde vesicle-mediated transport, Golgi to endoplasmic reticulum. Lineage: Eukaryota; Metazoa; Chordata; Actinopteri; Esociformes; Esocidae. Gene Ontology annotation, cellular component: SNARE complex; endoplasmic reticulum. The transcript is spliced from 6 exons. Gene Ontology annotation, molecular function: SNAP receptor activity. The record is from RefSeq and is a predicted model, not a curated record. The coding region runs from base 153 to 722 and encodes 189 amino acids.
AAAUAAUCAAAUAUGAUCUCGAAAUUAAAGCUCUUAUUCAGGUACUUCUAUCUUAACGCGUUUUUACGUACUGUCUUAAUUUCACCUUGGUAGUUAACUUCGUUUCCAUUUGACAGGAUAUUAGAGAAUGUCCGGGGCCACAAAGUGUGCUGAUGGAUUUCAACUCCAAAGUAAAAGAGAAAUUCAAUCAGCUGCGACUUAGAAUCCAGAAUAUGGAGCAAAUGGCUAAGGAACAAGACCGAGAGACAGACAAACAAGCCAUUCUGAGCGAGACCGAAAGUCAUCGCCGACAGAUGCUGAGUAACCAAACUGCUUGGAGGAAGGCAAAUCUGGCAUGUAAACUGUCCAUUGACAACCUGGAGAAGGAUGAGCUGCUGUAUGGGGGCGACUCCACCGUGAGACAGCGAAAAGCGACUAAAGAGAGUCUGGUCCAGACAUCCGGUGAUAUCACAGAAAGCCUGAUGAGUAUCAGCCGUAUGAUGGCUCAGUCGGUGUCACAGAGCGAGGAAACCAUUGGAACUCUGGCUACGUCUUCAAGAACCCUCCUGGAAACGGAUGAAGAGUUCAAAGCCAUGACUGGAACCAUACAUUUGGGAAGGAAACUGAUCUCGAAGUACAACCGCCGAGAACUGACUGACAAACUACUCAUCUUUUUAGCGGUGGCUUUGUUUAUAGCAACUGUCUUGUACAUCUUGAAAAAAAGGCUGUUUCCAUUCAUAUAGAUAAUGUUGUGAGCGAUUUGUCUGGUCCUCAUUUUUGUCCCUGGAUAUUCCUGACCAAAUUGUCUGUAUUCAGUAAUGUCCCUGCAGCCAUGUUGCAUUUCUACAUGGGCUUUUCUUCCCCUGCAUCCUUGUUCCCUGCAUCCUUGUUCCCUACAUCCUUGUUCCCUACACACUUGCAUGCCCGUCAUGUGUCCUCCCCUGAUUGUAUAUGCUACAGAACUUUCCCAGACUGACAUAUUAUCUCUCAAUAUCACAGAGGAAUUGCCUUGUUUAGGGCUGACAGUUUACAGGGCUACCUCUGUUUUAUAAACCAUUCAUCUACUACUUGUCACUGUACAUUAAAUACUGUACAAUACAUUCUGGCUGUAUCUCAUACAAGAAUAAAAUGUCAGGUUUUCCUGA